Molecule: messenger RNA, 1190 nt
Organism: Gavialis gangeticus (Gharial)
Lineage: Eukaryota; Metazoa; Chordata; Crocodylia; Gavialidae
Gene: NPL
Product: N-acetylneuraminate pyruvate lyase
Exons: 11
Coding region: 52-987 (311 amino acids)
Biological process (GO): N-acetylneuraminate catabolic process
Molecular function (GO): N-acetylneuraminate lyase activity; 4-hydroxy-tetrahydrodipicolinate synthase activity
Source: RefSeq, a predicted model, not a curated record
AAAGGAAUAUAUAGAUAUUUUUGUCUCUUUCUGACUUCUCUCCACAGCGCAAUGGCAUCCCAAAAGAAGUUGCAGGGUCUUGUGGCAGCUACAGUCACUCCGUUGACUUCAGAUGGAAAAAUUAACCUGUCUGUGAUUGGUCAGUAUGUGGAUUACCUGGUAGAUAAGCAGGGAGUGAAAAAUGUUUUUGUGAAUGGCACAACAGGAGAAGGGCUGGCGCUGAGCUCGCAGGAGAGGAAGCAGCUGGCAGAAGAAUGGGUGAAUCAAGGGAAAAAAAAGUUGGAACAUGUGAUCAUUCACGUGGGAGCAUUAAGUCUACCAGAGUCAAAGGAACUGGCCAGACAUGCAGCUGAAAUAGGAGCCAGUGGCAUCUCUGCAAUAGCCCCCUUUUUUUUUAAACCUAAAAACAAAGAUGCCCUGGUUGCUUUCUUAAAGGAAGUUGCAUCUGAAGCCCCUCACAUUCCAUUUUACUACUAUCACAUUCCUCCUUUAACAGGUGUAAAGAUUUGUAUUGAGGACCUGUUGGAUGGAAUAAAAAAGCAGAUCCCCACCUUCCAAGGCGUGAAAUACAGUGACACAGACCUCUUGGACUUUGCGCAGUGUAUGGACAAGUAUAACAAGGAGCAAUUUCUGUUACUCUACGGGGUGGAUGAGCAACUGUUAAGUGCUCUGGCAGUGGGGGCAACUGGAGCAGUUGGAAGCACUUACAACUACUUGGGCCAAGCAAACAACUUGAUGUUCCAGGCUUAUGCAAAUCAGGACUUUGCCUUAGCUAGGAAGUAUCAGUUCUGUAUUGGGGAAUUCCUCAGCUUUGUAUUCAAACUAGGUUUCGGUGUUGCACAGACUAAAGCGAUCGUGACUUCCUUGUCUGGCAUUCCAAUGGGUCCCCCACGACUUCCACUCAUGAGUGCCUCUGAAGAGUUUAUCACGAAAGCAAAAGCCAAGCUGGACAGCCUACCAUUCCUCACCACUUACCCAGCCAAGUGAUUUGAUAUUAAUGUGGAUCUGGAGGUUUGGGGCCUUUCUCCAUUGUUGUGAUCCACCUGAAUGUCCCUGCUGGGACGCACCGACUUUUUUCAGGGAAUUUGACUUUCUGUCAGGGGUGACCUUGGUGGUCUAUAACUAACCUUCUUUCUCUUAGCUUUAUGUGGAGGGGAAACUCUACAGUAGUUGCCUUUGCACCAUAGGGC